Fomitopsis serialis is the source of this 4136-nucleotide messenger RNA. RefSeq names its product kinase-like domain-containing protein. Gene Ontology annotation, molecular function: tau-protein kinase activity; ATP binding; protein serine/threonine kinase activity. The record is from RefSeq and is a predicted model, not a curated record. The transcript has 5 exons. Gene Ontology annotation, biological process: intracellular signal transduction; microtubule cytoskeleton organization; protein phosphorylation. Gene Ontology annotation, cellular component: cytoplasm. Bases 206 to 3649 code for a protein of 1147 amino acids. NCBI's taxonomy places the organism in Eukaryota, Fungi, Basidiomycota, Agaricomycetes, Polyporales, Fomitopsidaceae.
CGUCUCACUUCCUGCCCUCGUCGUCGCCGUGCACGACGACGGCGAACUCGCACCCUUCGCACGGCCUGACCAGACACUUUCCCGUCGCUUUGAAUUCGUCUCGCAGUUCGCCAUCAGGCCGUCUUCUUUCCAACUUUCUCCCACAAGAGCUCAAAACCUCGGAUUGUGAGCAGCCAGCGGGCUUGCUAACGUUGGCGUGUACGCUAUGGACUCCUCCUACUCAAGCCUGCAAGUCCCCGACUCUUCGCAGGCCGGUCCGUCGCGUCAUGCGUACCGACCUGCCUCCAUCCAGCCCACGACUACAUCGUCUUCGGCCUCUCCGUCAUCGUCCAAGAAGCGAGCCUCGCACACAGUGGUGACGGGGCAGCGAGAGCAGGAAGAGCAGCCUUCUUAUCGCGACAUCUACGCGCAUCCCGCCGCACUCGAGUAUGCCGCCGCUCAUCCGAAGCGAACCAUACCAAAGUUUGGGCCGUACCUGUUGCUGCAGACGUUAGGCGAGGGAGAGUUUGGGAAGGUGAAACUGGGCUUGCACAUGCAGUGGGGCGAGGAGGUCGCUGUCAAGUUGAUGCGACGGGGGAAUAUAGAUUCCUCGGUACGCAUGUCGAAGGUUGAGAGGGAGAUAGAGGUCCUCAAGAGUCUGAAGCAUCCCAACAUCGUUCGCCUAUACGACGUGAUUGAGACCGACAAGUACAUCGGCAUCAUCCUCGAAUACGCUUCAGGGGGCGAGCUGUUCGACCAUAUCCUGGCCCAUCGUUAUCUGCGCGAAAAGGACGCGUGCAAGCUAUUCUCGCAGCUCAUCUCCGGCGUUUGGUACAUCCAUCAAAAGAAAAUCGUUCAUCGUGACCUCAAGCUCGAGAACCUGCUCCUGGACCGUCACCGUAAUGUGAUCAUCACCGACUUCGGCUUCGCCAACCGCUUCGAGCACCGGUCGGACGACCUGAUGCAGACAAGCUGCGGGUCGCCGUGCUAUGCGGCGCCCGAGCUAGUCAUAUCCGACGGGCUCUAUGUCGGUUCCGCUGUCGACAUCUGGUCGUGCGGAGUCAUUCUCUAUGCAAUGCUGGCAGGGUACCUGCCCUUCGACGACGAUCCGGCUAACCCGGACGGAGACAACAUCAACCUCCUGUACAAGUACAUUGUCAACACUCCUCUGUCCUUCCCCGACUACAUAUCCGCCGAAGCCCGUGACCUGCUCUCCAUCAUGCUUGUCCCGGACCCGUCCCGUCGAGCUGACCUGCCCACCAUCAUGGCUCACCGAUGGCUCGCGCCUUGCGUGCACAACUUCAACAAGAGUGUUGCGGACCUUGAGCGCGCGGCUAUUGAGCAGCACCAUCAGAAGCGACUUGCCUACCAGAGGCAGAUGAAGCAGGCUGUCCAGACGCAAGAGCCCGCGUCGAAGAUUGCGCGCAGCCAGAGCUCGCGGACGGAUGGCUACAGCGGCUCUGCGAGCGUUGGCCCCCCGUCUCGGUCUAGGAGUAACCGGGACCACGCAUAUAGUCAGCAAGCGCAGCCGGAAUACCUUUACGAGACGUCUCCGGACGCAUCUGUAUACUCGACUGCUCCAAGUGCGUCUCGUCGGGCCUUCAACUCGACUAUCGUGUUGCCUACAUCGACUCCUAUGGUGGAAGACGAUCCGUUUGCGCCCUCGCCCACCGGGGAGAACGAUGCAACCGCAUCUGCCAUGGAUACGGCUGCUACCAAUGGAACCACUUCCGAAGAGACAAGGAAGAUCAACGGUUCCUCGCCACCCGUCUCCAGCAGCAAGACUUCUCCCGACGGCAAGCGCAAGGGUGGCAUGCGUCAUACCAUUCAGGUUGAGUAUGGGGAAUCCGACGGCAGGGAGCCCCAGCACAAGAGCAGCAGCCGCACAACUAAUGGGGCCUCCUCGGCGGGCCCAUCCAACCCCGAAAAGGAGCGCUCUCAGAGGAAGGCGUCUGUCGAUGUUACCAGGCGCAGCUCGACGAAGGCCUUGCCGAGCACACCCUCAGCGACUGUCUCCCGAGAUCGCUCCGAGACGAUCACCCAGCGACUCGUCUCUGCGCAAAGCGCAACUGCCCCGCCUGUCGCGAUCGAGGUCACAGGACCGCCCGUCUCGCCAGGGUUUUCUCCCGAGGAGAAGGCGCCAACGGCAUCCGAGAAGACGGACUCCGCGUCGUCGAAGCAGAGCCGGCACAGGAAGGGUCUUUCCAUUGACAAGAUUGGCAUCUCCAAGCUCUUCGGUGCUUCGCCGGAGCAGCCUACCAAUGGUGUGCAGCGCGCGCCCUCGCAGAGCAAGAAGAAUGGCCCUGGCCGUGCGCCAUCCACGGAUGCCAUGGCAAACGGCAAACAUGACGUCGGAAGGCGGCCCUCGACGUUGCAGGUCCCUGUAUCUCCCACAUCCCCGACCGCGUCCGAACCUACAGCGACGCUCAGCCCAGAUGGCUCUAUCAGCAGUAAGAAGUCAAGGCGGAACACGCUCACCGUCAUGGUCGAGCCGCUCAGCCGGACUAUUAAGCAGCGCACGAAGGGCAGGACGGCGGAGACGCCUGUCAAGGAGAAGGCAAUGGAGAAACAGCCGUCCUCAGACGGCGCACCCGCCGUUCCCCCGAAGUCGCCCGUCGUCGUCACUCCCGCGACGCCCCAAUAUGCGCAGCAGCGUGGUGUACCACCGACCCCAGUCGGAGGUCCCCACCUCGCUGUGCCGGCCUCGACGGUCAAGGCCAGCAGGGUCAUGCAGUGGUUCAGGUCGAAGAGCAAGGGCAAGAACACCGACGACGAGGCGGAGAAGGGCUCCGGCGCGUCAGAUAUCGAGGUCGUCCAGCGAGACAUGACGCCGUCGUCCUCUGGUACAAUGAGUGGCAACGUCGCGAUGGGUUACCUUACCACGCCGACAUCCGAGUACAACCGCUCGCCUGUGGCAGACGGGCACCCGCAGCGGUCCGCGUCGACGCACAACGAGUCCCCGCACGUGGGUAACAGCCUCGCGGACCGCGUGCGCAACAUCGGGACGGGUGCGAAGAAGAGCGCGCAUGAGUACCCUGACAUUCGCAGGCACCAUGGCCCGCUCGAUCAGACGACGGUCACGACGCACCCGCCGCCGGAGGUCAUGAAGCAUGUCAAGACCGUCCUCGAGGGCAUGGGGGUCGAAAUCCACAUCGAGACGGAUUACAAGUACAGAUGUGUCCGGCCGAAGCGCAGAAGGGUUGGCUUGGGUUUGCGCGAGGGAUCCGUGGCCGCAUUCUCAAUGGUCGGUUCGGCUGCCUCUAACGGCGUUGACAAGCGCGGCUUGCCCCAGCCUCCUCAGUCCUACGGCACCUUCAGCGGAACAGGUGGCAUGCUCAGGGGACUACUGAUGCGCCGCCAGUCUUCUCAGGUGUCCACGAACUCGCUCAAUCAGAACGGUGCUCAGUCGUACGACGGCGAGACCUCGCCGGACGCCCUCAUUGCGGCAGCAGUGCCCGGUGGCUCGGACGUACCAGUCGCCGAGUCCGUCUAUGGCGACUCUCAACAAGACCAAGGAGACGAAAUCAGGUUCUCCGUUGAGUUGACGCGCAUCGACCGCUUGGACGAUACGUACAGUCUCGAUAUUAGACGGCUCAAGGGCAACCUCCGGAGCUACAAGUUUGUAUAUGACACGCUCAGAAACCGAGCUGAUCUCCAGCGUGCGGGGUAGAAUCACCCCCUCACGCAUACCGAGCAUGCGUUGUGUGUUGUCGUCUCUGUUUCUCUCCUUUCUGCGUCGGGGCUCGGGACACCAUCUCGCAUAUUCGUAUACCUAAUUAAUCCGUCCGCAAGCAUCCCAUCAUCCAUUCACUCUAAUAUUCUCCUUCCGUGUACUCUGGAUUCGGUACAGGCACUGCUCACCCCACCCCCUCUUUGGCAUACGCUUCGGUUGCCUGGCUCACUAUUCCCUCGCUGUUAUUGGUGUUCUGAUCGUGUUCUCGUGUCUUGGUCGCAAGGUGGAUAGUGCGACAAUACAGCAGUCGCCCCAUACCUACAUGCAUAUCACUCCCUACACUCCCAUUACCCCAAAUAUACCAGACUCAUUAAUUAUUAUGCGCUCUGCGUGAGUCUAGUGUGUUCUUGUCACGAGUAAUCUCAUCCCCUUGGCGGCGAGCGUUGCCGACAAACCGUCAGAAAUUGUAGAUUUAAUCCAGUCA